AUGCCUCCCACCACUUCAGCAUUCGCAGCGCAGUUGCGCACGAUUGCCGCGAAAUCCACGAACGAAUUAGACCUCCGCGCACGUCGAGACGCUCACGCCGAAUCCCUCAUAUUCGAUCGCCCGGUAGCUGCAAAGCAAGAUUGGGACACAAUAUAUCAGAUAUGCGUCGAGGGGUAUCAAGAGUUGUGCGUACUCGAUUCGAGACUACGAGAGUUUGACCAAAAUCUCUUCAGCCCCCAAGCCAAGGAGCAAGACAGAGAACAGUUGAACAAGGCACAAAAUGAAGCCCUGGGUGUGGUUAUUGAACGAUGCCUGGCCAUUCUUGGGUCCAAAGUUCUUCUGAGACCGGGCGUACGGGCUGUGGAAUGGCUUGUUCGAAGAUUUCGAGUCCAUGUCUACAACACCUCUGUUCUGCUCGCCACUUUUCUGCCUUACCACGAGACGCCCGUGUUCCGAAAUCUCCUGAGCAUCAUACCAGCCAACAAGAUUGUAAAUGAGUGGAAGUUCUUGGGCCCUUACCACAAGACCGCAGCCAAUGUACCGCGCCACGCCUUGGUUUACAGUGCCACGAAUAACGAUGCAUUUUUCUCAUAUUUUAACAACUACGUGCUGCGGACGUGUCAAGAAGGAGCCGGACAUCCACAACUGCUGCGCUUUUGGGGAACACUGAUUGUGGAAUCGGUGACCGGAAGACUCAACCAGGUUCGAAGUGGGCGAAAAGAAGUCGAAAAGCAAAGGUUAGAGGAUGCCUUGAGAAAGAUUGUCCCGCUUCUCGAGGAAGGUUUCGAGAUCAGAGACAGCCCAGAAGUCACCGUCACUUGCUUCACCAUAUCGCUCCUCUUAGCAAGCAAUUCCAAUCUACAAGACGCCGUCAUCGAUUCGUUGAUGAGAUCAGUCGCUGCACAUAUCCAAACCGACGGUUCAGACCCCAAGUCCGCGCUGGCUUGUCUAGUUGUGCUUGCCACUCGGAAGAAUGAACCAAAGGUGCCAAAACAAGUACUAGAACUUCUCAUCAAACGGCGAGAAUUGAAACAAAGACUACUGGAACUCAAAGACCAGGUUCCUGUCACUUCAUUCCUCGAGGUCCUGGUCCAUUCCGCGCUCACUGGUCUGAAACCGUCGAACUUGGACUCGCGGUUUGCAUUCAUCGAGAGGCUGUUCGACGUGGGUUCCGCAUUAGUCGACCCAUCGAGCAUCAGUCAAUGCCUCGCAGUCGUACUCCGGAAGGUUGAAGAGGCUACCGGAACCCCUAGCCGGGAAUACUUGACAAGCCUUUUGCGUAGACUGAACGACAACACUAGCUUCGCGUCAGUCUUUCCUCAGGCCAUACAGCUAGCUGGAAACUCUUUGAGCGACAUUGAGGCCAUUCUCGAGACCGCUAUUGAACCAAUGGACGACGUUCGUAUGAUCGAGUAUAAUCAAAUGGAGCCUGCCGAGGUUUCACUCGACUCCUUUGAAUCCGAGAAGCUCGAAUCAAUGCUAGCAAACCUGCCUGCAGAGUCAGUUGAUCUGUCAUUCUUAGCUACCAGGACCUCUCCGUUGUUUGACCAGCUUCUCCAAGCUUUUGCACUUUGCCAUAAAUCCGAAGAUGCCUCUGCGCGAUUCGAGACUCUGCCACUAUGGGGCAAUAGUGAUGACCAACCUUCGAAUUUGAAGACGAGCUUUUUCUUGAGAGUGGCCUUCAAAGCUACGACGACCUCCCAGCAGGUCGCGGUACUCAAGGGCCUAUCAAAAGGCCUCGAAAAUACGUCUCAUAGUCCCUCGCAAAUGCUGUUUCCUUACCUGGCAACCAUCCUCGCGGAUCCAGUACAGCCCGUGAGACGAGGAGCUGCAGCAUGCUUGUUGACUCUUCGAAAGCGCCUGGCCGAGGACUUUAAGGAUGAUAGCUCCGCAGAGACUUCAGAACUUUACGAUGGAUUGUCAAUGACAAACAUCAAACGACUGCUGCCGAGCCACGUAGUCAAGCUACUCGAUCAAGUAUUCAUUCCGAACAUGGAAGAAUGUGUGCUUGAAGCAUCGCAUGUUCGCCGGGCUCUGGAGACUGCCUUCGAUAGCCCUGCUCGAUCAUCCUCCUCCGGAGCCAAGACCGCAAAUGUUGAACUGAAGAAGAGCUUGAAGCAUGAUUUAUUCGAUCAGCUAACUCUGUGCGCGACGAUCACUCCACUGACCAAGGUCAAGCUUGGUAUCAUCGAGCUUCUCAGUGGCGUUCAGAAAGUCGGCAGUAUCAGCACGAGCAAGGCCUUAGCACCUGUCCUCAAGAAUUGGGCAUCAUUGAAAGAAGACGAAGCCAAGUCCAUCGCCGCCGCAGAGAAUCUGUCUCUUGCUCAUAUCGAUGCAGUUAUGGUUCAGAUUAUCAAUGGCCGCAGUAAGGAAGCGGUAGAACAAGCUCUCGAGAUGCUCAACGAAGCGAGUGAACACAUGAGGCCCGCGUUGGUGACAGCCUUCUUUGACCGACUGAUCCUCAUCUGGAAAGAUGUGCGCCGCGAGUCACAGAUCUCCUCAGCUGGACUUCUAUUUGACAUGUCUUUCUCCGACAGCCACGCUUUGGCAAGCGGUAGCCAAAAUGUUCUCCAGUCAGUCACUCUCUCAACGGAAAUCCUGGCUUCGUUCUUCGAACUUGCGACCUCAGGCAUAUCGGACCUGCAGACACUUGCUCCCCCCAAGAAGAAGAGGAGAACUAGUCAUGGUCGCGAAAGCCUCCCACGAGAACUGGCACAGACCCUUACCGUCGUGGAUUCGCGUUUGACCUUUGCCCUGGAACUUGUCGAAAACUCCAAGCCAGAAAAACAUACUCAAUUGCUAGGUGACCUGUUCGAAGUCCUGAUCUCUCUCAGACGAACUGAGGAUAGAGGUAUUCCGGCAUCUCCAUACCUGACCACUUUGUGCCUGAGUAGCAUUUUGUCUAUCGUCAACAAGAUAGGGGAAGCUCGAAGACCAGACCUAGAUGUGUCGAAAAUCCGUCCCGAUCUGGUCAUUGAUUGUGCUCGCUCCUCAGAGAACCCCCAGGUCCAAAGCACUGCCCUUCUACUUGCCGCUUCCUUGGCCUCUUUGGCCCCUGAUCGCAUAUUACACACCAUCAUGCCGAUAUUUACCUUCAUGGGCCAUGGCAUCCUAGCUAAGGAAGAUGAAAGAUCGAUCUACGUAACGAACCAAGCCAUCGACCAGAUCAUUCCUCCCUUGGUCGCAACAUUAAAGAAGCAGGAUGCUACCAACUUGGUUCUGUCAACGUCCAGCCUUCUCUCGAGCUUCGUCACAGCAUAUGAUCAUAUCCCGCAACACAGACGCAAUGCUUUCUACCAGAGACUACUCAAUAGGUUGGGUGCUGAAGAUUUUGCCUUUGCACUCAUUGCACUGCUUGUGUCUAGACGGCAGCAGGAUAUGUCGGUAUUCUUUUCCAACUUGGUAGGCGAUUUGUUGCCGUCGACGCAAAUUUCCACCCAGAAAAAGAUUCUUGACUUAGUGAACGAUGUCUUCGCGGAUAACCCGCAUAACGCAGAGCCGCUUCUGAAUAUUACAAAAACCAGCAAGAAAGACGAGCGAGAAGAAACUGCCAAGAUUUUGCUGGCUACUUCUUCCAAGUUACUCGCUUCCAGCGGUCUCAUCUUCUCCGUGAAGCGUUUGCACAAGUUGGGAGAGGCCGAGGCUGAAUCAUUCUGGAAAGUCUACAGAAGCUCUCUCACGCAGUUCUUGUUCAUGCUCAGAGAUCAGAAAGUCAACCAUCCAAGCUUGACUAGCACAACGAGGAAUUGCCUGAGUGCACUACUCGAACUACCGUCCUUGGCCGAGUUGCUACACAUCAUGCCCGAGCUCUUGAGUGAAAUAGAACAAAUUGGCGACAAGGAGCUACAGCCUUUGGCGUUGCGUGUGCUCGCCACACAACUCCAGCAUCAUGCCCCUAAGGACAGUCAUACUCAAGCCGAGGCCAUGGCACUACUUCCUACUAUCCAGACGAUCAUUGCGUCGUCUAAGGAUGAGACUUUCCGACACGCGGCGAUUACACUCCUGGACCGCAUCGUCGAAGUCUAUGGUCGCAAGAGCCCUGAUGCCAUCAUCGCUGCUACCAGUGUUCUAACCCAGGGCGAGUACGGAUUAAACUCUCAAGACUCCAGGACCCAAGUCAUGUCUCUUCUCUGCUUGGCCUCUGCAGUGGAAGCUCUCAAGGAGGCAGCUGUACCGAUUGUGCCGUCAUCGAUGUCCAGAGUGCUAGGUCUACUGGAGUCCAGUGUUGCAGGUGAUGUUGGCAAUACGGAGCUGCACAAUGCAGCCUACACACUGCUCUCAUCGUUCAUCUCACACGUGGCGUUCAUGGUCUCUGAUGAAAACGUAGUCGAGAUCCUCAAUCUGUGCCACAAGUCAUCAGCAUCCUCCAAUCUGGACCCAUCCUGCAAAGAGUCUAGAACAGAAACACUCGAUUUGCUUGCCAAGAAGAUCGACCUGAACAUCGUGACGGACAGUCUCAACCAAGUCUGGAAAGAUGUCGUCGUGGCAGACCUCACCCUCGAAACAGUCACUGAAUAUUUCGACCUUCUUUCUCGUGCCAUCGAUCGCAACUCCAAGCCUAGCGUGGUCCGCAAUGCCGAGUCAAUAUCCACGUUCAUUCUUCAAGUGAUGGAUCUCCGACGACUGAUUUCUUCCUCGUUGAACGAGACUGGCUUAUCCAUCGACAACAUCAAGAUCAUCGAGUCUCGACUACAAGACUUGUCUAUUCCCUUCAUCUACAAACUCAACGACUCCGCCUUCCGCCCACUCUUCGAGACUUGGGUCGACUGGGCGAUCAAACCGGUCGAUUUGCCUGGCGAGGGUGGUGCGAACACGGCAAGACAAACAAGUCUGUUUGGUUUCGUCAACCACUUCUUCGCCACCCUCAAGAGCAUCGUGACCAGCUAUGCGAGCUACAUUCUCGAGGCGGCCAAUAACGUGCUGCGCUCUGCCACCGUCAGCGCCGCACCGUCCGAUGACGACCUGUCUCUCUACAGAUCGACGUUGACCCUCUUGACCACAGUCAUGGACCACGACGCCGACGGCUUCUUCGCGUCCCCCGGACACUUUUCACCCCUCGCGGAACUGCUCGUGUCUCAACUCGGGUUGUCAUCUGCGAAACCGAAACCCUUCCGCGCCGCCGUGGGGGAGCUGGCCAUCCCGGCGAUGGUCAAAUUGGCCACGGCGACAAUGGACACGCCGUCGCACCACCACGCCAUCAACCACGGCCUGUGCCAGCUCCGACACAACCCCGGCGCCGCCGUGAGACUGGCGGCCAUCAGGACGCACCUGGCGCUCACGCAGGACGAAGACGUGGGCGAGGAGUGGGUCAACAACGUCGUCGUCGGGGCGAGCACAGAGGGCGUCGGUGGCAGUGGCGAGACCAUGGUCUACGUCAAUGAGAGUCUCGAGGAUGACGACGAGGAGGUCGAGCGCGAAGUGCGGAACUGGGUGCGCAUGGUCAGGGAGAUGGUGGGCGAGGAUGUUUUUGAGAUAUGAAAUAGCUUUCCGGAGUAAUUGCAUCCUCUUUCGAGUGGCUCUCCCACCAGGCCUCUACUUUAAUGAAUAGGUGGCUUGAACGUACGUCACUGUACAGAGUACACAGGACAAAUGGUGUUUUCAAACAUGGAUAGAAAUUAGAAAAGGUACAGUAUGCUGUACUGUCGGU
Exophiala oligosperma is the source of this 5647-nucleotide messenger RNA. RefSeq lists its product as uncharacterized. Gene Ontology annotation, cellular component: t-UTP complex; 90S preribosome; small-subunit processome. NCBI's taxonomy places the organism in Eukaryota, Fungi, Ascomycota, Eurotiomycetes, Chaetothyriales, Herpotrichiellaceae. The record is from RefSeq and is a predicted model, not a curated record. Gene Ontology annotation, biological process: positive regulation of transcription by RNA polymerase I; maturation of SSU-rRNA from tricistronic rRNA transcript (SSU-rRNA, 5.8S rRNA, LSU-rRNA). The coding region runs from base 1 to 5478 and encodes 1825 amino acids. Gene Ontology annotation, molecular function: snoRNA binding. The transcript has a single exon.